AUUCACAAUAACUUCUCACCAUCGCUGUUGCAACAGCACAGCUGUAAUGAUGAUUGAUCGCACUCUAAUGGAUCCAAAAUGAGCUUCGGUUGAUCAUCGGGAAGAGGAUGUCCCAAGCUGAUGUCUCUUCCAGGUUGAUGAAGUUAACGUUUUCUCUUCUCCUGGGGUCGUUUUCAUUCAAAAACAAAACUGUCAAAAAUGUGGGGUUCAUAUCGGCUAUGGCUAUGGGGACUCUCACUUGUUCUCUGCAGUUUGACUCGCCCAACUUAUAAAAAGUUUGUUAGAAAGAUCUGAGCUCUACAGCCUUCAGAAGAAAGCUAAAGAGGUUGACAUGGAAAAUGCUUUAAGUGGUGGUCAUACUUCCAUCAUCCACCUGCCUGAUGAUUGCCUUUCUUUUAUUUUUUCACGGCUUGACUGUAACUAUGACCGUGAAUCAUUUGGUUUGACUUGCCAUCGGUGGCUUAAUAUUCAAAAUGUUGGCCGCCAAUCCUUACAAUUUCACUGUUCACUCAGCAUGGUGACUUCACGAUAUGAUACCAACUUUGAGGUUAGCUCCUACCAUCUUUAUAGGCUGCUCACCCGUUUUCAGCAUUUGCAGUAUUUAUCCUUGUCUGGCUGCACAGAGCUACCUGAUUCAGGUCUCACUCAUCUUCAAUACUAUGGUUCAAAGUUGCACACUCUUUAUUUGGAUUGUUGUCUUGCAAUCACAGAUGAUGGGCUUUCUGUAGGUGCCGCUUGCUGUCGCUCCUUAGAGGUUAUUAGUCUUUACCGGUGCAAUGUCACAGAUGCUGGCUUGAUGGUUUUGGCCAGCUCUUGCUUUGAAUUGAAACAUGUGAAUCUGUCUCACUGCACACGUAUUUCUGACCAUGGAUUGAGAGCUCUUUGCCAGGCAUGCCGUAAGCUUCUUGCAGUUAAGGUGUCUAUUUGUAGGGAUGUUACUGGCAUUGGCUUUAGGGGUUGCUCUCCAACUUUAACUUACAUUAAUGCUGAAGGUUGUAAGCUUGAGCCAGAGGGGAUAACGGAAAUGGUUAGUGGUGGAGGGCUUGAGUAUUUGGAUGUUGCCUUUGUAAGCUGGUGGAUUUGUGGCCAUGGAUUCGAAGCAAUUGGGUCUGGAUUUGCCUCGAGACUUAAAAUCCUUAACUUUCGAAUGUGUAGAACUGUUGGUGAUGAGUCUAUCAUUGCAAUCGCAAAGGGAUGCCCACUACUUCAAGAAUGGAACUUGGCUCUAUGUCAUGGUGUCAAGCUCUUGGGGUGGCAGUCAAUUGGAUUAAACUGCAAUAAUUUGAAAAAACUUCAUGUGAAUCGGUGUAAGAAUUUAUUUGACCGAGGAUUGCAGGCAUUAAGAGAUGGGUGCAAUUGCCUGGAAAUGUUGUACAUUGAUAGAAGUGGUUAUUUCUCUUCUACUGCGGUCGAGUUGUUUAAAUUGUACAGAGGUGAUGUUGAGAUAAAAAGAGAAGAAAUAUUGUGUAUAGGACCUGACUGGACUCUCUGAUGAUGAUGUAUGAAAUCAUGACUAGCCUUAUGGAGCACCCGGAACAUUGCAGAUCUGAACUUCAUGGCAUGUAGUUUGGCCAAGAUCUUCUUCGGCUAAUGAUACCUCGAUCCCGAAGCCUUCGGAGUAUCUUUUUGAUAGGCGCCUCUAUCUGUAUGGGGAAUUCGCUGCUGAUAGAUCCCGCCCAGUGUCCUCCUCCUUCCCCCGCCGCCUUCCGACCCGCGGGAGUAUACAAUGACAACUUCCGGACACUCAUGCCCGAUCGUGAGACUGCCUGUUGAACGUCCGAUGGCGCGUUGCUCCGACCUGAGCUAUGCAACAACGAGAUCCUCCUUGAUCCUUGCCGGAUGUGCUUGACGGUCCCCCAUAAUACGCUCACUUGGGGACUUCUUACUCCAGCUGUUCCAAGAGUCUCCGCUAGUUGAACCCCGUCCAGUAGACUCCCUGUUUCGCUCAUCUAUUACCUACAAAUAAUGUUAUUGUUGCAGGUGUUUUGUUGCAUAAAUAAAUCCGGUUGCUUGGACAAAUGAAGAUGGAUUAAUUGUUCUGUUCAGUAGAUUUUUUGAUGGCAUACUGUCCUGACGUAAUUGACCAUCAUAUGUCUCUGUUCUCUUUAUAAAGGUCAAGUCUUGGUUGUUAGUGGC
Molecule: messenger RNA, 2136 nt
Organism: Tripterygium wilfordii
Lineage: Eukaryota; Viridiplantae; Streptophyta; Magnoliopsida; Celastrales; Celastraceae
Product: F-box/LRR-repeat protein 12
Exons: 2
Coding region: 332-1492 (386 amino acids)
Biological process (GO): SCF-dependent proteasomal ubiquitin-dependent protein catabolic process
Cellular component (GO): SCF ubiquitin ligase complex
Molecular function (GO): protein binding
Source: RefSeq, a predicted model, not a curated record